Molecule: messenger RNA, 10055 nt
Organism: Ctenopharyngodon idella (grass carp)
Lineage: Eukaryota; Metazoa; Chordata; Actinopteri; Cypriniformes; Xenocyprididae
Gene: camta1a
Product: calmodulin binding transcription activator 1a
Exons: 24
Coding region: 127-5604 (1825 amino acids)
Biological process (GO): regulation of transcription by RNA polymerase II
Cellular component (GO): nucleus
Molecular function (GO): double-stranded DNA binding; transcription coregulator activity; protein binding
Source: RefSeq, a predicted model, not a curated record
GUGAGUGCGCUCUGGUUGGGCUUGCCUCUGCCUCUCCAGUCCCUUCUCGUGCUGCUGUCCUCUGCGUGAACGCGCGUGGUACCCAACGCUCGUGAAGAGGAGGAGGAUGUGGCGCGCGGAGGGGAAAUGGCUGCCGAAAACAAGCCGGAAGGACUGAAGAAAAUCCGUAAUCCGGAUCGAAUGUACAGAUCAGCUGUGUGUUAUUCGGCCCAUGCUCCUCCUAAGAGUGUCAGUGAUGACACAGAGACGAACAAUGAACAUGGACAUUUGAAAAUAUACCUGCCCAAAAAGCUGCUUGAAUGUCUACCAAAAUGCUCCACGUUGCCAAAAGAGAGACACAGGUGGAACACCAAUGAGGAAAUUGCAGCAUACUUGAUUACAUUUGAAAAGCAUGAAGAAUGGUUGACAACAUCCCCUAAAACAAGGCCACAGAAUGGGUCGAUGAUCCUCUACAAUAGGAAGAAGGUGAAGUACAGAAAGGACGGCUACUGCUGGAAAAAAAGGAAAGAUGGGAAGACCACGCGGGAGGAUCACAUGAAGCUCAAAGUACAGGGAGUGGAGUGUCUGUACGGCUGUUACGUCCACUCCUCCAUCAUCCCUACCUUCCACCGCAGGUGCUACUGGCUUUUACAGAACCCAGACAUUGUGUUGGUCCACUACCUGAAUGUGCCAGCUAUUGAGGAUUGUGGGAAGCCAUGUGGUCCCAUCCUGUGCUCCAUCAAUACAGACAAGAAAGAAUGGGCCAAAUGGACGAAGGAGGAACUCAUUGGCCAGCUGAAACCCAUGUUUCAUGGCAUCAAGUGGACUUGCAGCAAUGGGAACAGCAGCUCUGGCUUCUCUGUGGAGCAGCUGGUGCAGCAGAUACUGGACAGCCACCAGACCAAGCCUCCUCCCCGGACUCACAACUGCCUCUGCACUGGCACUCUGGGUGCUGGAAGCAGUGUGCAUCAUAAAUGUAACAGCGCCAAACACCGCAUUAUCUCUCCGAAAGUGGACCCUCGCUCAGGAGGCUACAGCAGCACCCACUCUGAGCUCCAGAAUAAUGAUGUGUCAGAGGGUAAGACAGAACACAGCCACAGCAGCAAGAACAGCGGAGGAACAGGAGGAGGGAGCGUACGUGAGAAACGCAACGGCAAGGUGCACAAACCCGUGCUGCUGCACCAGAACAGCACUGAGGUGUCCUCCACCAAUCAGGUGGAAGUGCCAGACACAACCCAGAAUUCCCCUGUGUCCAUCAGCAGUGGGCUGAACUCAGACCCCGACAUGGCUGACAGCCCAGCGGUCACAGGCAUGGGCCACGUUGCCUCCGUCAUGAGCAGCCUAUCCCAGAGUGUUUUCAUGUCUGAGGUGACUGGGGAUCCCGUCUACAGCAUGUCCCCCACUGGAGGCCCCAAUACCCAUAUUAUGGGCCCAGAUGCCACCUCUCACAGCCUGGUCUUAGCAGUCGCCUCUGACAGCCACAAAUUUGCCUUUCCAGGAAGUGGGAGCACAGAUGCAGGUGGUCCCGGAGCAGACGGGCUGUCCAUGCUGUCUGCCUCUGGCGUCUCUGAGGAGCUUGUGCUCUCCAGCAGCCUAGAUUCUGGCAGCAUUAAAAUCCCAGAAACCACUAUGAACUUCGACCCUGACUGCUUCCUGAAUAACCCGAAGCAGGGCCAGACAUAUGGAGGAAGUGGAUUAAAGCAGGAGAAUGGCACAUCCAGUGCCUCGUCCUCCUCGACAGCUAACACCAACGGUUUGCAACGCUCGCCAACUAUAUCCGAUUCAAACUACGGCUUCAGUUCUGCACUGGUGAAAAACAUCAAGACUGAGGACACUUCCUUUGAACAACAGCUGGCCAAAGAAGGGAGCUACCAGGUGGGGGCAGUCGUAAGCUGUAGCGUUUCCAGCGGCUCUGGCGCCGAAAACUCACUCACCUUGACCCCUGCUGCCUCUCUGUUACCCUCUGGAGGGGGCCUGAGUCCAAGCACAACCCUGGAGCAGAUGGAUUUCAGCGCAAUCGAUGCAAAGCAGGACUACUCUGCCAGUGCCACUGCAGUAGGUUAUAGCCAGGCAAUGAACAACUUAGCUCACCAGAACCGAUCUCCAAGCUUCUUCCUUCAAGAACCACCACAGUCAGCCCAGAACCAGCAAGGCCGGCAGAGCUCCAGCCAGAAGGGCCACCUACUGGAGCAUAACUCCCCUGAUGGAGGCUACAUGGGUCUGCAGGUUGUAAAGACGGAAUCGCCUGGCAGUAAUGGCCACCUCCACCACCAUCACGCCCACCAGGGCCAGCACAGACCCAACUGCAAUGGAGGCUCACCCACCGAGGCCCAGGGACAGGCUGGCUCACUGCAGCUCCUCCAGUACCAGGGUGGUUUUCCAGGCCUUGGUCCAGAGCACGAGGAAGUUGUCGGUAUAGAUCAGAACCGCAGUGUUGGGUCCGGUCAGGCUGGGGCCACUGAGAAUGGGACAGAUGGUUUACUAAAGUCUGGGGAUCAUUUACAAGCCUGUAGAGGAGGAAACGGAGAGAGCGGAGGAGCAGAACACUUCAUGCAGCAGAGCUCUGAGAAUGGAGCAGGAGCCGAGGCCGUGGCUUUGAGGAAUGGAAACACCACAAGCGGGCCCAACAACGGCUCGCAACAGCAACUCCAGCCACUGCUUCAGGGAGCUAAUUUGGUUCAGGGGCUCUACAACACUCACCACGGGCUUAGUGGACCUGGAGCCAAUGGGGGAGGAGGCACAGGCAUGGAAAUCAGCUUGGAUCAUUUUGACAUCUCUUUUGGAAACCAGUUUUCUGACCUCAUCAAUGACUUCAUCUCUGUAGACAGCGGAUCCACGGCCGUAGGGCCUGCGGGAACGUUAUAUACCCACCAGUUGGUGGCCCCACCUGGGUCGGACGGAACGGCCACCUCAGGUGGGAACCAACAGCAAGGUCAAGAGGAUACAACCAACAGGGUGUCAGGAUACAGCCCCUCAGAGCUCUGCCUCCAGUCAUGCUGCAGCCCCCAGUCUUUAGGGGGAGGUGCUGGUGCUGGCGGAGGGUCAGGGGAGGCAGGAUCACUGGCCUACAUGCAUGUCGCUGAAGUAGUCUCAGCAGCGGUGGCCCAGGGCACUCUGGGAAUGUUGCAGGCCACCGGGCGACUUUUCAUGGUCACAGACUACUCUCCAGAGUGGUCCUACCCAGAGGGUGGUGUGAAGGUCUUAAUCACAGGGCCGUGGCAGGAAGACAGCAGCAGCUACACCUGCCUGUUUGAUCAGAUCUCUGUCCCUGCCUCUCUCAUCCAGCCUGGAGUUUUACGUUGCUACUGUCCUGCCCAUGACACCGGCUUGGUGACUCUGCAGGUGGCUGUCAGUAAUCAAAUCAUCUCUAACUCGGUUGUGUUUGAGUAUAAAGCCCGUGCACUGCCCUCCCUACCUUCAUCCCAGCAUGACUGGCUGUCACUUGAUGAUAACCAGUUCAGAAUGUCCAUCCUGGAGCGGCUGGAACAGAUGGAGCGCAGGAUGGCUGAGAUGGCCGGUCAGCAGCAGCAGGGCAGUGGAGGAACAGCGGGGACUGGAGGGGGAGGAGGAGGAGGAGGGGGAAACGGAGGCGCUAAUAGCCAGUCUCAGUGUAUCUCGGGACAGGCGGGAAGCUCUUUUGAGAGUCGUGUGGUGGUGGUUUGUGAGAAGAUGAUGAACAGGGCCUGCUGGGCCAAAUCCAAACACUUGAUUCACUCAAAGACCUUUCGGGGCAUGACCUUGCUACACCUUGCUGCAGGCCAAGGCUACGCCACCCUCAUCCAGACUCUCAUCAAAUGGCGCACGAAGCAUGCAGACAGCAUUGAUCUGGAACUUGAGGUGGACCCUCUCAACGUGGAUCACUUCUCUUGCACUCCACUGAUGUGGGCUUGUGCGUUGGGUCAUCUGGAGGCAGCAGUGGUCUUGUACAAGUGGGACCGGAGAGCACUGGCCAUCCCAGACUCUCUAGGCCGCCUGCCUCUCUCCAUCGCCCGCUCCCGUGGCCACACCAAGCUGGCGGAGUGUCUGGAGCAGCUCCAGAGGGAGGAACAGCAGCAGCAGACCCCAUCCUCCUUACCCCCCACUUCCAGCAUGUCUUUCUCCCCCAACCCUGACAUCCCCACCUCCAACAGCUGGAUGGUCAGCUGGGGCAGCGACAGUAUGGUGACCCCCAGUGGGCAGAACACUGGUACUACCACCUCUACUACAACACCUUGCACCAACCAGAACCCUGAUUUGAGAAGGCCGAGAUCAGAGCCCUCCAGCUACUACAGCAACGAGUGCCAGCGGGAAAUCCCCCUCGCCAAGAAACACAAGCCCAACCCAGAGCUUGUGCAAGCACAGCUGGAUAAGCCCAUGUCGGUUCCCUUGAACAUGGAGCAGCAGACACAUAAACUGUCAACCAGCCCUAAGACCCUCCCCUCCACCCCAUCCAGCCCGAAUAAGAGCAUCUCUGAAGAGGGUUUAGGGACAGGGGGCAUCCCACAAGCCAAGAUGGCCUCUUUCCGUGGAGGGCAUAAAUGGGGCACUAGAGAGGUGCUCAGGAAGGGAGGCAUCAGCGGCGCAGGGAAGGAGAAGUUGGCCAGCCGGUUGCGACAGCGUGGCGAGCCCCUCAGCAUGCUGGGAAUGGUGGAGAGGGAGAUUGUAGACACAGAGAUGCUUUCUUACAAGGAGGAUCUAGAGAACCAGGACUGCCUCUCUCACAUGGAGGACCUACAGGCGAAUAUGAUGAGCCUGGCAGAGCACAUCAUUGAGGCCACUCCGGAGCGUAUCAAGCGGGAACAUUUUCCAGCCAUGGAGUCUGUUCCUCUGGACAACAGUGGCCUCACCAACACCAUGAGCUGGCUGGCCAGUUACCUGGGAGACGUGGAACACCUGCCCAGCAUCAUCCACUUGAGUCCCAUAUACAGUGAACCCCUGACCCCUCCCUCCAACCCUAGCCUGAGCCCGGGUAACUCGCCCAUGCGUGAGGGCCCGUUUGAGAAGCCGACCUUGCCUGCUCCAGCCGAGUGGAGUGAGUUUCUCAGAGCCUCCAACAGCAAAGUGGAGAGAGAGCUCGCCCAGCUCACACUGUCGGACCCCGAGCAGAGGGAGCUCUACGAAGCCGCACGGCUGGUGCAGACCGCUUUCCGCAAGUACAAGGGACGCCCACUGCGCGAGCAACAGGAAGUAGCCACCGCUGUCAUUCAGCGCUGUUACAGGAAGUACAAGCAGCUAACAUGGAUAGCCUUGAAGUAUGCACUUUAUAAGAAGAUGACGCAGGCCGCCAUCCUUAUCCAGAGUAAGUUCCGCAGCUACCACGAGCAGAAGAAGUUCCAGCAGAGCCGGCGGGCGGCCAUGCUGAUCCAGCAGUGCUACCGCAGCUACAGGGAGUUUGGCCGGCUGAGGCCCCACCACAGAGCAGCCACCGCGGCACUGGUCCAGCACAAACUCAGAAGCAGUCUUCUCACUAAGAGGCAAGAUCAGGCCGCCCGCAAGAUCAUGAAGUUCCUCCGCCGUUGCCGCCACAGCCCCUUGAUGGACCAUAGACUAUUCAAGCGGGUGAGUGCAGCCUCAGCGAUUCAAGUGAGAGAAUUGAGAAAGGCCAGGGAACAUGAGAGCGUCCAGAAGAGCCCCCUCACAAUGUGACAUUACUCUCCAGACUCUUCCUUUCAGUUUUUCUGUUUCAACCAGAGACAUUUUACAAGAGGAAAAAAAUAGCAAGAACACUGCAACUCUUACUACUACUGUAUGACUGAUACUUCGGCUACUAAACAACUGCUUUUUUUUUCAUAUCUCUUUAUUCCUUCUAUGUUUCUUUUAUGAAGGAAAGAGGCAACUGCUGUGGAUCAAAACAAACUCAAAGGACGUUGUUUUAGGAGGAACAACAUUUGCUUCAUGGCAUUUUUUGCACUUUUUAAUGGAUUGAUUUGUCAUUUUGGAUGAGCAUUAAAAUGUUUCAUUUGAAAAGGGAAAAAAAAGAGAGUGGAUGGAAGAUUGGAAGUCAUGCUCUUCAGUGGCUCGUAAAGAUAAAUGAAGAGAGAAAGAUGGUGACAAAAUAUGGCGUCGACACAGAAACAUGGCCGGACCUGUUCCGAGUGUAUUUCGUAGUUUUCAAAAAAGAUGACAAGAUGUGUUUAGUGGGUAAAAUUGUUACCAAAAAUGAUGUAUAAUUCAUGAAUUAGUUUUUGUACAGCCAGAUGAAUUCAUCAGAAACUUCAUCCAGUCUGUCCCUUACAGUCACCCGUCUUCUCUUAGCUACAAGGAGACUGGGUUGCUAAUGAAUGUAAGAGGGAAAUGAGCAGGCUUGGAUUGACGUGUCAAAUGCUGAUUUUAUUUUGCUAACAAAAAGUGUGGAAUGCAUAGGUAUACAUACAAUUUUACUCAAUUUGAUGAUAUUCAGCCGACACACAUCAGCGAGACAUCACAGAGCAUCGGAUCGCUCCGGGCAGAUCUUGUCUUACGCGUGCUUGAAACUAGGCCACAGUCUUUUCGUUUGUAUUGUUUUCAACUCCAUUCAUGUACUGGAGGCACCACAUGUCAUCACCUCUGCCCAUCAUUUACUAUUGGCAAGUUUGUAAUACGUUUUCUUUUGUUAAUCCAAUGUUAAAUACUCAUUGGUGAUGCUUUUGUUUGGUUGAAAAUCAACUUCAGAUGUUUUCUAAAGCUGUUAAAGAGAAAUUUACAUACAUUGCCUUGAUAUCUUUGACACACUUUGAAGGGUCUCCACACCCGGGGUUAGACAAAUCCAUAUUUUUGACAAUUGAGCGGUUCCUGUAUAUAAAGAAGGUUGCCGGUACGCAAAGUAAAACAUUUAUCUAAGCAGGAUUGUAUUUUAGAAAUAUAUUAUUUUACUCAUUGAAAGGGAUCAAAACAGAUUAGCGUCAAAAUCUGAAUAUUUGUAUAGUUUUGUUUGAAUGCCUAAGAAGUAUGGUUGUAUCGUUUGUACAUAGUGUAAAUACCUGGGAUAAAGUCAAGCUACUGUAUGUGCAUGACAAAAACGAACAAAGAUACAAAAAAAGAGUUUAAAAGCAUUAGUGGCUAUGCUCUGUAAAACUAUUUCACUAUAAGAGUAUUUUAUUUUACUUUGAAUGUUCUUGAGAAGAACAUUUUGCUGAAGCAUGACUUUCCUGCAAUUAUGAAAAAUACUGUAUUUAUGAGGUAGGAGAAAAGGCAAAAUGAUCAUUAGGUUAUGUUUACAUCCGUUUGUUUGUUUGUUUUUUCGGGGCUACCAAGAAUCUUUUUGCCAAUGGUGCCAAGUAAUGUGAAUGCUACUGCUUAAAGAAAGUAAGUUAAUCAUUUGCUGAACAGAUAAUCACAUGGUAGUAUGUGAUCAGAUUCAUUGCAUUCGAUAUGCAUAACCCAUGAACACAGUCGGUCUAGGAUGAUGGUGUAUUUCAGGAAGGAUCUUUAAGUGUAUCACAUAUCCCAUUUGGUUUAUUUGUAUAUUUGUUUUGUGUUUCAGAUACUUUUGUAUUAUGUCAGUGAAACGAUGUAAAAUAUGCUUUUCUGUUAUGAAUACAGAAGUAGUGGACCUUUCUAACAUUGUGUAACAUUCUGGCAGUCUAGUUCGACAAGAUGUGCAAGAAUCCCUGUGAGCUGACAUACUGUAGAAGCUUAAAUAAUUGAAAUCCACACUGCUACACUGACUGAAAGAUUCGGUUCUCUGUUAUGCAUGUAAACAGGAUUCUUUUGGUGCUAAAACGUUGGCGUCAAGGGCCUGAUCGACCUCCAAAGAUCAACCAAUUUCACCAGUGUUGCAGUGAUGUUACUUUCAACAGCAGGUGUCGCCAUGGCUUUUGAAAAGACGAAAGUAUGUGAAAACACUCCUGAAAACGAUUUCUAAUGCACUAAAAAUGUGUAUAUUUCAGUUUCCCCUCAUGUCAAAAUGCUUCUUUUUUUUUUUUUUUGCCAUAUUUUGUAUUCGCGUCUCUGUUCAAGAGAAUGAUAUGUAAAUGUUUUUCUUCAGAGUGCUUAUGUUGGAAGUGCCUGAUCAUAUUCUCAAUCCAGCGAGCCGUGUCAGUCUGCAUGUGAGGUUUGCAAGGGACUGGCAUUAGCGAGAAGUGAGUAAUAGUCUGUUUGUUUUUCUUUUUUCCGUUAUGUAUCUUCUUUCUUUGUCUGUGCUUUCUCCACGUAUUUCAUUUUAACGCACCAGGAAUUUAUGGCUUCAUCAUAACUCACGUCCUCUAUUGGAACUGCCAGAUGAACCCGCGAGGACUGCAGAUUUCAGUCAGUCCGGGUGGUUCUUGCCUUGCAUUCAUCAUUCCGGUAGCAGUUUAGGUUGUCAGCUGAUGCACUGCGGUGGCAACUCGAGUCUUAUUAUGCUUGCAUGGGUAACAUAGAUAACCGGGUUGCUGAAACAGCACCCAAAGCAUGCUUAUUUUUGUAGAUUUGGUAGUCAGGUAGACUUGUUGAAGAAAUACUGUUCUGUAAAGCAGCUGGUUUCAGGGGUUGCAGAAUUUCAAACAGACUGAGGGCUUCGAAACGUAACUUUACAGUACAAAAAAAGUCAAAACAGCUGGCAAAUUGUCAGUACUCAUAUUUACAGGGGCAGCAUGAAUCUUUUUUCUUUUCUAUCAAAUAGAAUUUGGCUUAUUGUUGAGUUUUAAAUGGCAUCGAAUUCAGUUUCACUCCACUUUCCAUUCACAUUUCUUAAAACGACUCCACUACAGAAACAGGUAAAAAAACAAAAAAAACAAAACAAAAAAAAAAACAAACGUGUGUACCUCAUACAAAAACACGCGCCACAGAACUGUGUCCAUAUCCACGUUAAAGUGUCCAUGGCACUAGUGCAGUUGAAACCUCGGCUGUGAAUCUGACGGGUUCACUUUUGUAUCUUAACUCAGGUGCCAAACUGGAGAAAAGGGGAAGUAGAGCAGGUCACUUGAGAAUUAGUUGCUGCUUAUUGGGAAACGAGCCAGACUGUCCUGAUCAAAUUACUGUGAUUCUGAACGUCAUGCUGUUCACCUUUUUUUAAAUCAACUACGUGAGCUGAGUUGGCGUACCUUAGGUCCCUAAAAAAUGAUUUGUCAAAAGACUGGUGUUGUAUAAGAGUGAUCAAGCCCGUUCGAAUGGAGCAGGUCUACACGAAUGCGUCUGAUGCUUGUGUAAAUACGCAUGGAUGUUUCAGUUGUUCAAUGCAGCUUCUCUGUCCGGAUCCUAUAGUCACUGUAUAAACACACUGCCGUGGAUAUACUGUAUCACAAUAUUGAAAAAGUGCUGCUCAGAUCGAUUCAUCACCAUCAUCAUCAUCAUCACGUUAUUAUAGCCAUAACUAGACAUUUAAAAGCAUAGCUGUAGUUUCAAAACGCCAAACUAAAACCUCAUCUGGUCGCAUACGGGUUCAUUUUGACAACUCUCCUUCAGCUUUAAUGGUAUCACAGCUCAGCCCACAGAAGAUACCUCAUUACUUUUGUUUGUCGCGUCACCAACUUAGAACAGAGACUGCCUUUCCUGCGCAUCCAUACUUUAGAGAAGGGAAACAAACAUCCCAGCACUCAUGGACACAGAGCAAUAAGCAAUUCCUGAAGUGAAGACCUGUAGACCUAAUGGGGACAGCGAUCUGUUGGACACACGUAGCUGACUAACUCUUAUGCAAAUGCCAGUAUUGUGAGAUUAGAAUGCAGUAGUUUAAGGACAGUGCUUAUACGACACCCUUCAUGGAGCUGCACGUUUUCAUCCCUUUCAAACCCAGAAAAUAACGGCCCUGCCUUUAUUACAAGCUACACUUGGGGCUCUCUACACUUUGCAUGUUAAACUAGUGUUAGAUCUACUUUUCCUCUCCUCUCUAGCUGUCUUUCUCUGUCUUUCCCGAUUAUGUAGCCCUCUCCCUUCCUAAUGACCCCUGAUUUUUUUUCUUCUUCUUCUUCUUCUUUCUUAAAUGUCUUUGUUUUUCUCCCUUCCCUCUGGUUUGAGCAAUUUAUUUUUGUAAUUGUGCAUGUUAAAGAGUCACUGAAUCGAUGGAUAUGUUAAAAAAGAGAAUUCAGCUGCUGAAGCCAUGCAAAAUGUUUUGAAUUGCCCUUAAAAUAUGAAAGAUGUUUUCUGAAUGCUUUAUAUUCUCUCUGCUGUAAAAUAAUAAAAGGGGAAAAAACUUAAGAAAA